AGCAGAGGUGCAAGAGUCAGGGCGAAGGUAUGCCGGGCACGACGUCAGCAGCGCCUCUCCUCACGGGUGAGUAACAAGAAUGAGCUGGAACGGGCUGGAAAGAGCUGAGCUCUUCUCCCGAGGGUGACGUAAUUUUCGGGACGAGGCCACGCCUCCAGCGAACGGGAAUAAAAGGCUCCACCGGCAGCAGCGGGGCAGAACGCUUCCAGCCCACUGGAGAGGGGAAAGAAGCAGCAGCAACAGCAGCAACAACAGCAGCAGCAGCGAUGCUUUGCCGGAUGCAUCUCGCACCAUUCGCCUCCAGCUCCCUGGCCAGCCGUCUGGGCACGGUGAGGACCCUCUGGCCACACGCAGAGACCAUCUUCACUGAGCUGCAGCAGGAGAUGGAGAAAGCUCGGGAGUUCAUGAGCAGCUUCGAGCAGCUUCUGAGCAACCACGGAGCCAUCGCAGCGGAGCGCGCCCCGAGCACCAGCACGACCCUGGCCCAGAGCUCCGGGGACGGCUUCUCCAUCUGCCAGGACGUGAAGAACUUCACUCCCGAGCAGCUGUCGGUGAAGGUGGUGGGCAGGAAGGUGGUGCUGGUGGGGCAGAAGGAGACGCAGAACGUCGACGAGAAGGGCUCGUUCUCCUACAAGUACGAGGUGCUGAAGCGGGAGUGGGACGUGCCCGAGGAGGUGGAUGCCGAGGCGCUGACCUGCUCCCUGUCCAAGGAUGGGCAGCUCCGCAUCGAGGCCCCCAAGCUGGCCCUGCCGGCUGCUCCAGAGAGGAACGUGCCCAUCCAGGUCAGCCCUGCAGCCCCACAGCCUGGACCAGCCUCUGAGGACGGAGCUGCCAACAAAGCCCAGGUGUAACUGGAUGGGACCCCAUGGCCACGGCAGGACCGGAGCAGACAGGAGCAAGUCUUGGGUUUUAGCCCAGACAAGCUCCAUCAGCAAUGAUGUCAUUUUUUUCACUAUACUGGAAUGUUUUUGUAUCCAAUAAAAAUACUUUUGCAUAGAA
This is a messenger RNA of Neopelma chrysocephalum (saffron-crested tyrant-manakin), 999 nucleotides long. Its product is annotated as heat shock protein 30C-like. The record is from RefSeq and is a predicted model, not a curated record. Gene Ontology annotation, biological process: protein refolding; response to heat. Bases 267 to 851 code for a protein of 194 amino acids. The transcript has a single exon. Gene Ontology annotation, molecular function: protein folding chaperone. Lineage: Eukaryota; Metazoa; Chordata; Aves; Passeriformes; Pipridae.